This is a messenger RNA of Physcomitrium patens, 2814 nucleotides long. The record is from RefSeq and is a predicted model, not a curated record. Lineage: Eukaryota; Viridiplantae; Streptophyta; Bryopsida; Funariales; Funariaceae.
GUUGCUGCAGAUGGCGUUUUCGUGCAUUGCAACUCUGCCAACUAUCCCGUGGAUCAGGGCAGGAUUUUUGCCUUCUUUCAGUACCAGAGAUCGGGGUCUUCUUCUGGUCAAGCACUGUAUGGUACUUGAACACAUCUACACCUGGCAAAGCGUUUUUAUAAACACUUCGAGUCGUUCAUUGUCAGGUGUUAUGUAGUGUAAUGGCAUUGAAAUUUAACAAACUCGUCACAUCAUCAUUCUUGAUCAAUUGAGCCGGGGUGAAUAGGUUAUCCUUCGAUUCUCCGUUCAAUUUAAUGCAGCUGUUUGCGUUCAAUAGGACCAGAUGAUUCUUCCACACUACUACUCGGUUGGCGUUGAUAUCUUGAGUGAUUGCUCCACGUCCUGGUGUACUUGGUUGCGGAUUUCUCCUACCCCCCUCCCUCACCGGCUCUACUGAUCCUCUGUGCCUGUGAAUAUGUUGAUUCUUGGGCUUGUAGAACAUGUGGUUCAAGGAGGUACAGGGGCGAAUGAGUCUCUUGGCAAGGUAUUCUAGAAACCGUUUUAGUAUAAUAAGUAUUGAUAAGCUUGCAAUACUUAACUGUGAGGAGGUCUUUGAUUCAAUUGUGCGGGGGAAGAAGUGCUAGCUGUUGAUUUAAGAAGUUGAUUAAUGCAGGACGUUAACUAGAUUUUCUUAGGUUCCUUACCGCUCUAACCAUUCAGUAUGAGAACUGUGUGAGGAGCGACGCUGUGAGGGAAGGAGCAGGAUUUUUUUGUAUGUGAAAUUUGAUUUUUGGUGUAUUGAAACUAACCAUCCUCCUCCAAUGAUAGUGAAGCCUUCCCAAGUUAUACUUCAUUUUCAAGAAUAGAAAUACCACUGGCGCAGGGAUCUGUAUCUUCGAUAUUUACGAUAUUUUGUAAGGGCCGUAUCUGCAAGCGCAGCCAAAAUUGCGGGAGUGCUUGAUUGAAGUUACAAUGAAAUCAACAUACUACGUGCUGCUUGUCAGCUACCUUGGAUACAUUUUUGUUUACUUGGCUGGAAACCUUCUCGAUCUGCUCCAAUUCCUUUAUUUCAAACGAGAAGUGAAUUAUCGUAAGGUACAUUCAAUCAUGUUCAGAAUCUUGCUUCCUAUUCGAAAAUUCUUAUUUUAAUCUGUUAAGUCCGACAGCCUGAUGGAGCUCAUUUAGGAGAGCUCAGAAACCUAUAUCCUUGUUUUCGACCGUGACUAAUUGCGAGCGACAUCAAUGAUAAAUGAAAAUUCUUGAGGUCCACAUCCUCGCUAGAGGUUCCAAUUGGUCUCGAGUGUCUUGCAAAAACUAUGGAAAGAUGGUGAUUCCUGCGAACUAGAAGCACUUGAAUUAGCUGAGCCAUCCCCAAUAAAGGAUGAUCUAAGGAGGGGACAUGACCUAGAAUUUCAAGAGUUGGUCCCUUCAAACACGAGCUAUUUAUACAUGACCAACGCUUGGGACACUCAGGCAGAAUCCGCUAUUAGUACUGGACUUCUCAGCUCCUCCUCAGCUAUUUUAACCGACAUAAACACCGCUGUUCUUGUGAAAUAAUUUCUUGUAUGAAAACAGGCGAUGAACACAUUAGGUACUCAGAUUACUGAUGAUUGUCUUUUAUCGGUCUUUGAUACUGAAAAUUAAGGAGAUACUGCUCAACGAAAUCAUAUCUCUCCGACAGAAAAUCGUUUUGUAAGAACUUUAUGCUCCUUACAGACACCGGACAUUACGAAAUGCUACUAGCUGCGUUGCACAAGAUUUGUUCUUCUCUGGAAGCCACUGUGCUUUUGUUUUUUUAAUUUCUUAUGUAGGACAUGUACUCUUGAAUCAGAAGAGAGUACCAUGAUAUUAUUUGCAUUUACACCUAAUUUACUUGCUGAGUCUCAAGGAACUGGACUAGGAAGGUGAAGACCAGUUAAGCUCUUCGCCUACAUUGCAAAUACAGCUUUCCAAUAAAGCUGAGGUUCUGAAGAAGUCACAACCUCGAAUUAAGCACAGCGGCAUGUUUUGCAGGGUUAUGCACCGCUCAGCAGAUAUUUUUGAGAAUUUUUUCACGCGACGGAUGUACUUUCGGGUUCAGGACUCCUUUAACAGACCAACCGCUAAUUCACCUGAUUCUAGGAUCGAAGUGAUUGAGCGGGUUUACAACGGGAAAACCUGUGCUCCGACAAACACGACCCAUAGGUGCUUGAACCUGGGGUCAUGCAACUACCUCGGCUUUGCAGCUAAGGACGAAUACUGCACACCACAAACUGCCCUGACUUUGAAGAAGUACGGCGUCAGCACUUGUGCUACCCGAGUGGACUGUGGUAAGUGAGCAAGUUUAUUCUCAUCUUUGAAUGCAGCCAGUUAACGGCAUUGUGAGUUGUUGCACCAUUCGUUCUAAUCUAACUCAUUGGUUCAGAUAUUAGUAUUUCAAGAAUAACUUUCAAGACAAUUUAGUAGCAACUUCAAAUUACAAUGGAUAUACAGUUAUAUGUUUCAGUACCAUCUCUUCAUCACAGCUUUUACAAGAGAAAGACGUUCAGAAAAAAUAUAUAUAAUUAAGGCAUAUUAUCGGUUAGUGAUAAGUACUUGUGAAUCCUACCUAUAAACCAUGAGCUUCGGGCACAAAUUUCUUGUUGAAGCAACAAAUUCUAAGAAAGGGCACCUGCAGGACUGUCACUAAUCUGUAGAGAUUCGAAGUUAUGUGUUCUACAUCUAGACAGUCUGCAGCCUUUUACAGCACUAAAGUAGCAGGACAAACUGAGCUUAUUGCUGUUGUACAUGAUAUUACAUGAUAUUCCAUGAUCCAGUGAUGUAAUGAAUACAGUGAUACAACCAUGUUUUGAGAUA